This is a messenger RNA of Adineta ricciae, 711 nucleotides long. Lineage: Eukaryota; Metazoa; Rotifera; Eurotatoria; Adinetida; Adinetidae. The record is from the annotation of a GenBank genome assembly.
AUGAUGCUCUUAAAACGAUUUCAUGCACAUAAAGACGACUAUGACAUAAGGCAAUCAAUAAUCCGAAACGAUUUAUUUAUCAAGAUGGUGGAAAGUAAAACAUCGACUGCAAAUUUGCAAGCUACUGAAACACAAGAACCAACAGUUCUCGAAACUACAGUAUAUUCUGAUAAAGUAGAGAAGAAAUCUAAACUGGUGCCUAUCUUUUUAUCUUGUAUAUUCUGCGGCAUUGUGAUACUAAUCGGUAUUGUUGUUGUCUGUCGCACCAUUUCCGUACAAUCAGCUUCACCGUGUGGUAUAAAUUUUAUUCCAACACCAGUAAAUCCAAUUGAAUACAACUAUCGUCCGCGAUCGGUUGCCGUUGGUGAUUUCAAUCUGGACGGCAUUUUAGAUCUAGCUGUCGCUAAUUCAGCUGUUGACAAUAUUGUCAUAUUUCUUCGGUAUGUGAAUGAUACUAUUGAGAACAAUUCGAUGACCUUUGCAUUGGACGCUGGCUCAACUCCGUAUAUGCUUGCUGUCAAGGAUCUCAAUGAUGACAAUCGACUAGACAUUGCUGUCGCAAAUUACGGUACACAUACCAUAGAUGUCCUCGUUGGUCUAGAAAAUCAAUCGUUUGCGAAAUUUACCACGCUUUCAACGGGUACGGCACGUCCAAUUGCGAUUUUGAUAGACGAUUUGAAUGGUGAUCAAAUAAUGGAUCUUGUUNCAUAG